UCAACAUUUAAUUUACCUCUAAUCCAUACCAUAUAAACAAAAAAGAAAAGCUCCAGAUUCCUCAAAACUUCUUCUCAUCUCAUGGGAAACAAGAGUGGGGAUUCUUGGUUGAAUGCAGUCAAGAAGGCCUUCAGAUCUCCCACCAACGAAGAUGAGAAGAAGAAGAAGAGAAGCAGCAGAAGAAGAACGGAAGAUGAAGAAAAAAAGAGUGGAAAGAAGAGAUGGAUAUUUGGCAGACAUUUAUCUGCGGAGAAGACGAUUCAGCACAACGCUGCGAAUUCAUCGGCAGUUAGCGGAGAAGAGAAUUUGGUGAGGAAGCAUCCCAAAAUGGAGGGCGAGGGCGAGCACAAACAUGCAUUGGCGGUGGCUAUGGAGAUCAUCCGGCUCACUAGGCCGGCCCUUUUGCUCAAACAAGACAAGGCCGCUCUCUUCAUUCAGAAAAUUUUCCGAGGAUACCUGGCAAGGAGAGCUCUAAUGGCCUUAAGAGGCGUGGUGAAGCUGCAGGCAGUAAUAAGGGGUCACAAUGUCCGAAAACGUGCGAAAAUGACUCUCCAAUGCAUCCAAUCUCUCGUUCGGGUACAAUCCAUAGUUUGUGACCAGCGCCGGAGGCUGUCCUGCGAAGCCGCAACCUUAGACUCAAAGUUCACGCAGUCGUAUCGAGUUUCGAAUCCCUCGGAUGUCGGUCCCACCGAGCUUGAGAAAAUCCAUGCUUUGAUACACAAGGCAAAACAAUGCUCACUCAAACAGAGCAACACGCUAGCUAAUGCAUUGUCUAAGCAGAUUUGGGCGACUGAGGAUGAAGAUUCAAGCAGGAAUACAGGAUAUAGUUGGAUGAGGAAAGAUAGGAAUCUAUGCAAUCAAAGAGAUCCAAUCAAGACCAUUGAAGUAGAUUACAUGUUCAAUGUGAAGCGCCUUAAUAUCGGUCUUCAAUCUCCGAGAACUCCCAAGACGAGGCCCAUCCCGUGUUACCAGCAAGAUGCAGCUGAGUCGCCUUGCUCGCGAAGGAUGAGCAUGAGCGACAGGUCUUGCCCUUUGCCUCGACCAAACUAUAUGGCGGCCACCGCAUCAGCUAUAGCGCGUGUUAGGCCAAACAGCGCGCCAAGGUACAGGCAGUCGAGCCCGAGUAGAGAGGUGGCUAAGAAGCGCCUCUACUUCCAUGACCAUGAUUUUGAGGAUCAAUCCAACUACCAAAGAUGCAGAGAUAAGCCUUGCUACGCCACAGAUUGACAUGCAAGAAGGGAUAAUGUGCCUAAUUUUCUAUGACAUUCGUAGAUGAAUGCGCACAGUUUUAACUGUAAUAAGCUCAGCAAGCAAUCUUCGAUGUUCCUUCAACAACUUAUGUCUGAUCUUGAAGUUCCUCUGACCUAUUUUUCCUCUGUUUUUCUGUGUUAGGGUAUUUGACUCUUUUUUGGGACAAUGCUGAAAUGUCUUAGAAUACUGGUCCCCUUAGGAUGUCUCGACAGCAAAAGACUAUAAUGUCAAAGAGAACACAAGAGACAUUAGAGAUAUUGGGAGCUUUUA
Salvia splendens (bonfire salvia) is the source of this 1521-nucleotide messenger RNA. Its product is annotated as protein IQ-DOMAIN 17. Gene Ontology annotation, molecular function: protein binding. Lineage: Eukaryota; Viridiplantae; Streptophyta; Magnoliopsida; Lamiales; Lamiaceae. The record is from RefSeq and is a predicted model, not a curated record. The transcript has 4 exons. The coding region runs from base 82 to 1227 and encodes 381 amino acids.